AUGAGCUGCAGCAGCGUUGCGAGCUCCGAGUUCUCUGAGGAAGAGCUUGAACUUGGCGGUCUGGUCCAAUGCGAAGAUGAAGGAAGUCCCAAGCCAUCAUUCCAAGACGAGAGUUCAACCAGCAGCCCAAGCGAAGCAGAGGAAGGCCAAACCAAGAAGCGCAACCGACCGGUUCGCUCAAAAGCUCGAAGAAUGGCCGCUAAUGUCCGCGAGCGAAAACGCAUUAUGGACUACAACCAGGCGUUCAAUGCCCUCCGUGUUGCCCUGAACCAUGACCUCAGUGGCAAACGGCUGUCCAAGAUUGCCACACUGCAGCGAGCCAUCAACCGCAUCUCUGCUCUCUCAGUUUUCCUGAGCUCUCAUCCACCCAGUAAGCCCUGCACCCACCGUGAGUGCAACAGGUCAUCAGUGGGACCGGCAGCGAUGGGGGCGUCACGGCUUGAGCAGACCAGGUUAACAGUUCCUUGUCCGGAGCAUCAGAGCUACGUCCCCUGGCACGCAUCCAUCUCUCAACAGAUGCAGCCACAGCCAGCGCCUCACAUGCACAGACCUCAUGCCUACGUAGACAACACAGUGCCAUCAUGUCCCCCAUCACCACACUACCCUUGUUAUCCCACCGAGGGACAGUUUUAUGCCUCACACAGACACUGUGGCACCCCCUGUGAUCUUCCACCCAGCCCUCUGAGAUACCCUCAGGUGGAUGAGGGGUUGGGAUACCAGCCGGGGAUGUGGGCCUCCUGCACUCAGGGAUACAUGGACACCUUUGCAGAGCCAUCUGCUACUCUGGGACUUCCAUGGCAGGUGAGCUACCUGCAGGAGCCGGAGAGCAGCUUCCCCCUGUGCUCUGAUAUACUGUAA
Messenger RNA from Maylandia zebra (zebra mbuna), 858 nucleotides. RefSeq names its product basic helix-loop-helix family, member a9 (gene bhlha9). The record is from RefSeq and is a predicted model, not a curated record. Gene Ontology annotation, molecular function: DNA-binding transcription factor activity, RNA polymerase II-specific; E-box binding; protein dimerization activity. Lineage: Eukaryota; Metazoa; Chordata; Actinopteri; Cichliformes; Cichlidae. Gene Ontology annotation, cellular component: nucleus. Gene Ontology annotation, biological process: axon development; positive regulation of transcription by RNA polymerase II; sensory organ development.